AUGUAUAAAAAUGUUAAAUUUAUUCUGUGUAAUGGCCAGAACAUUACGUAUCAGCAACCUACCGGGUACCGUGAAGUGAAAACGGAUUUAAACGAGGUUGAUCCAAAACAACGUAUGGAACGUAGCGAGUUAUCACUUAGUUUUCAUAACCUAAUAAAAAGAGAUGAACAACUCUACAGUUACACAAACUACGGCAUGGACCAACCAACACCCACACCGACGGGGGAUUGUUUACAUGGAAUAUGGCAAAAUUUGGAUUCCCUGACACCGACUGGCGUGGACUCCGACUUCGAUGAAAGUCUCGCUGUUCCAGAGUCCUUAUCAGUCAUUGACAUUGAAAAGGUCAACAAUAAAGAAGAAACGGAUGCUUCUGAACAAUCAGUGCCAUAUAAAGCUAUCCACGCUCCAGCUAUAAAAUUUAACUCUAUUCAAAGAAAGGUCUUCAUACCGGGCGUUCCGAUAAAAGUCAGAUUCGUUGAGAACGAGAGAAGCGUCACAACACAUUUACUUAAUCCAAAUUUGUACACAAUAAAUCUCCAACAUGGCGACUUCACGUGGACAAUUAAAAAGCGGUACAAACACAUCCUAAAUCUCCACCAACAGCUGACAUUGUACAGAGCGUCACUUAAAAUACCUUUCCCAACAAAGACACACAAGUCUAGAAGAGCCAGUUUCAAGAAUACAGUUAACACUGAAGAAGAAGCGGAACAGGUCGCCUUACAAGCGAUUCCACGGAGUAAUUCUAAGCGACGCGAAGGUAGACCGAGAAAAAGGAAAGGGGCAUUACCGAGAUUUCCUAGAAAGCCCGAAGUGAUGGUAACCUACGAAGGAAUACAGCUACGUAUGAAACAACUCGAGGAAUACCUGUACAACCUACUUAAUAUAUCUAUCUACAGAAACCACCAUGAAACUGUGAAAUUCCUUGAAGUUUCAAACCUAUCGUUCAUAUCGGAACUGGGUACGAAAGGCAAGGAGGGUCUGAUAGAGAAGCGGACGGGCUCCACGCAGCCCGGUCAAGCCGGAUGUAACUGUUUUGGGUUAUUAGGGAACAUGGUCUGUGUGAGAUUUAAUUAUUUCUGCACUGCUCUAGUUUGUGCGAAAUGGCAAGAGAGAUGGUUGUUCGUAAAAGACACAUUCUUUGGCUACAUUCGACCAAGCGAUGGCAUUAUUAAGGGCGUCAUGUUAUUUGAUCAAGGGUUUGAAGUAUCGAGUGGCUUAUAUUCGACUGGACUAAACAAUGGACUUCAAAUAUUAAACCAAAGCAGGCAAAUGGUCAUAAAGUGUUGGACCAAGAGACAGAGCAAAGAAUGGAUGCACUUUUUGAAGACUGUUUCUAAUCAGUCUGCCCGUGACUUCACACACCCGAACGUACACCAAUCGUUCGCCCCCCCUCGAACUGGAACCCCCUCCGCUGCCCUUGUGGAUGGCUCUGCCUAUCUAUCAGCCGUGGCGGACGCCAUGGAACUGGCAAAGGAAGAGAUCUUUAUAGCGGACUGGUGGCUGAGUCCGGAGAUAUAUAUGAAGAGACCGGCCUUGAAUGGGGAUUAUUGGAGGCUGGAUAGCAUUCUGAAGAGAAAAGCGGCUCAAGGUGUGAAGGUGUUCGUGUUGCUGUACAAGGAGGUGGAGUUGGCUCUCGGUAUCAACAGUUUCUACAGUAAAAGUAGAUUAGCUAAUGAGAAUAUUAAGGUUUUCAGACAUCCAGACCAUGCUAAAAUAGGCGUGUUCUUCUGGGCCCAUCACGAGAAAAUCGUUGUUGUGGACCAAACCAUUGCGUUUUUAGGUGGUAUUGAUCUCUGCUAUGGAAGAUGGGACGAUCAUAAACAUAGGUUAACAGACCUCGGUAACAUAUCGCAACCCCAUACCUCGAUAAAGACUAAGAAAAAAACAUCAAGUUCACCUGGAGGGGGGAUAUACUUAAACCACGGGAACGGCUUAGAAGCUGCCAUUGAACUUGCUAAGUCGUCCAGAGACGUCGUCAUUGGACUCAAUGUACCCAUACAAGAAAUUACAGAAGAAAAUAAAGAAUCGGAAGAAUCUGAAAAAGAUGAUUCAAAAACAGAAGAUAUCAAACCUAAACCAACUUUAGAACCCGAAGACCACUUACUACAAAUAAGUACACAGGUGGACCCAAACGCAGAUAGUGAUACCAAGAAAAACGUUCUAAACAAACUAACAGACAGGGGAAAGGAUUUCAUUAGCAUUAUAUACCCACCGUAUGAAGAAGAGAGAAAUGAGCAGAAAUUUGAUGAUUCAGAGAGAAAAAAAGCAGAAAAAUACGCAAGGUCCAACGAUGAAGUAUUACUAACAGAUGCACUAGGUAUUAGACCUAGGUCGUUGGUCGAACCUACACCCUUAGCUCAGGUCACUGAAGGUAGAGUGAUAACGGAAAGUACAAAGAAAGCUCUAGAAGGAAUAGAAGGGAAUUCUAAAUUGUGGAUCGGGAAGGAUUACGUCAAUUUUAUUGUUAAGGAUUUCAAUAGUUUGGAUAUGCCCUUCGUGGAUCUAGUAGAUAGGAACACGACACCCCGGAUGCCCUGGCACGACAUCGGAGUGAUGGUCCAAGGGGCGGCCGCUAGGGAUGUCGCCAGACACUUCAUACAAAGGUGGAACGCUAUCAAAUUGGAAAAGGCGAGACAAAACAUGAAUUAUCCGUAUCUCCUGCCAAAAGCGUACAGCAAUAUCAAACCUUUGAAAGAUCUGGAGCAUAUUCUCAAUGUCGACAUGAUUAAGACAUCUUGUCAGGUUCUGCGGAGUGUAUCGAGCUGGUCUUGCGGGUUUUUGGACCCCGCCACUGUGGAACAAAGCAUCCAUGAAGCCUACGUGGACACCAUCACUCGCUCACAGCACUACGUCUACAUCGAGAACCAGUUCUUCAUUACGCUGGCUAGGACCAACCUCUCCGUCCGGAAUCAGAUAAGCGAGGCGCUGUUCAACCGUAUAAUGCGCGCGCACCGCGCCCGAGAGACGUUCCGGGUGUUCGUGGUGAUGCCGCUGCUGCCGGCCUUCGAGGGCGAGCUGGGCGCGCCGUCCGGCACCUCGCUGCACGCCGUCACGCACUGGAACUACCGGAGCAUCUGCCGAAGUAAAGAAGCAAUCCUGACUCGUCUCUAUGAAGAAGGUGUAGAAGAUCCUUCGGAGUACAUAACCUUCCACGGUCUAAGGACACACUCGGUGUUGGAUGGAGAGCCGGUUACGGAACUAGUGUAUGUGCAUUCGAAGCUGUUGAUUGUUGAUGACCGGUUCAUUAUCUGCGGCAGUGCCAAUAUCAACGAUAGAUCUAUGAUUGGUAAACGGGAUUCGGAAAUAGCUGUGCUUUUACAGGAUGAAGAAUUUGAAGACGGCACAAUAAACGAGAAACCGUUCCCUUGCGGUAAGCUCGCUGGUUCGCUGAGGAAGCGUUUGUUCAGAGAACACUUAGGUCUAAUGGAGGAAGAUGUUUUGAAAAUCGGUAUCAACCUGGACGAUCCGUGUUGUGAGAAGUUCUAUAAGAACGUAUGGCAGGUGACGUCGAAGCGAAACACUGAGAUAUAUGAAGAGGUGUUCCACGUUCUACCAACGGACGCAGUGCAUACAUUCGCAGAGCUAAAGAAGUAUCAAGAAGAGAAUAGUACGACACUAUGGCAUACAGAUGCGGCAUUAGCCAAUAGGAAGAUAGACCUCAUCCAGGGUUAUCUCGUAGACAUGCCACUGCAAUUCCUGUGCAAUGAGACACUCACCCCCCGGAACACCUCCAUGGAAGGCAUGAUGCCUACCGCCCUGUGGACAUAGAAAAAUCGAAAUUAAGAAAUAAUUCUCUUACCACCGUAAAUUGCAUACACUGAUAAUUGUGUUUGCUCGCAAACGAAGUAAUAUAACGUGGGUAGACGAAAAAAAUAUCAAGUAAAUACG
Messenger RNA from Melitaea cinxia (Glanville fritillary), 3888 nucleotides. RefSeq names its product phospholipase D2 (gene Pld). The record is from RefSeq and is a predicted model, not a curated record. NCBI's taxonomy places the organism in Eukaryota, Metazoa, Arthropoda, Insecta, Lepidoptera, Nymphalidae. Gene Ontology annotation, biological process: cell motility; intracellular signal transduction; phosphatidic acid biosynthetic process. Gene Ontology annotation, molecular function: D-type glycerophospholipase activity; phosphatidylinositol binding. Bases 1 to 3768 code for a protein of 1255 amino acids. The transcript has 20 exons.